GACUUUGCCAAAGAAAAAAGACAGCAUUCAAUGCAGGCAAACACUUCGCCCAACUUCAUGCUGUGCGCUACGAAGAUUUUUAUACCAUUUUAAAAAAAUAAAACAUGGCUGGAAGAGGUGGUUUUGAUCACGCUAGAGGAGGAUAUGGAGGCGACCGCCCACAAAAACAACUUCCGACCGAGUCCCCAUUCAUUGCUUAUGUUGGCAAUUUACCCCAGGGCCUGGUGCAGGGUGAUGUCAUGAAGAUUUUCCAAGAUUUUGAAGUAAAGAGUGUCCGUUUGGUUAAGGAUCGUGAGACCGAUCAAUUUAAGGGAUUCUGUUAUGUUGAGUUUGAGACUCUUAAGGAUCUGGAAUUGGCACUUGAUCGCGAUGGAAGGAUUCAAUUGGAUGAUCGUUCAGCCCCGCUUAGAAUUGACAUUGCUGAAAAGAGGAAGAAUGAUCGUGGAGGUGGCGGCGGUGGCGGUUUCCAAAAACGAGGACCACCACGACAGGGUGGAUCUAACCAGCAAUUCAAUCGUGGAGGUAAUGGUGGCGGUAUGAAUCGUAAUAACGACAACCGCAAUGAUAACAGAGGUGCGUACAAUGAUAAUUACGGACAAAAUGAUAGGAAUCGCGUUGGCGGUGGUGGUGGUAUGAAUAGAGGAUAUAAUGAUCGUCCUACGAAUCGUGGUCGUUAUGGAAAUUUCAGCGAUGAUCGCAAUUUCGAUCGCAAUAUGGAUCGCAACAAUAGGGAAGGCAGUUAUGGUGGCAGCAGUCGAGAUGGCGGCGAUCGUUACAACAACUAUAAUCGCCAACGAGGUGGUGAUCGUGAUCGCCAGUAUAAUAACUCAAACGACAGACCACCGUCGUCUGUUGGAUCUUUAGAUGACAGUGAAAGACCCCGACUUAAUUUAAAACCCCGAACUAUACAAACACCCAUUAACUCUUUGGCGGAGACAAAGCAGGCCGCUUCUAUUUUUGGCAAUGCCAAACCAAGGGAAGAGAAGCUUAAAGAGCAAGGAAAGGAAGCCCACGAAGAAGAAUAUUCAAGUUCUUAAACAAAAAUAUUAAAACAGAAAACAUUAAUUAAUGCAAAUUAUAAAGAAAAAGAAAAAUAGAAAGUAAUAAUUAUUUCACAGCCAAGAGCUGAACCAAGAGAGUUAAUUGUAUGGAAAAGAUAAAAAAAAAAAAGAAAUCAAUGCGAAUAUUCAAAAAAAAAAAAAAAACGAGAAAAUAAAUACAAGGAAACCAAAAUCUAUCUAUGAAAAAAAAAACAAGCGAAAGUGGAUAAAGAGAAAUAAUAAGCAAGCAAAGUAAGGAUUUCAUAAAAAAAAAAUAUUAAAGCUAGUUUCUUCUUUUUUAACUAUAAAAAAAAACAAUUAAAAUAAAGAUAUUUGUAUUUAAAUUUAAAUAUUAAGUAAAUAUUGAAUACCAAUAUAAAACAAAAUAAUUACUUACAAUAUAUAAAUAAAUAUAUAUGCGUAUAUUACUUUGUAAAAAAAAUAAAAUCAACUUUUUAAAAUAUUAAUUACAUACACUUACACUUUGAUAUAUUUUAUAUUCAAAUAUAUCUAGUAAUUAUAAUAUUUGUAAAGAAGAACAAAACAAAAAAAAAAUAAAUAAAUUUAAACUACCUAAGCUGACGAUCGAAUUAAGUAAAAAAAAAAAAUAAGUGGAAAUACCCACAAAAA
Episyrphus balteatus (marmalade hoverfly) is the source of this 1670-nucleotide messenger RNA. It is a transcript of the gene eIF4H1, whose product is annotated as eukaryotic translation initiation factor 4H. Gene Ontology annotation, molecular function: RNA binding. The transcript is spliced from 5 exons. NCBI's taxonomy places the organism in Eukaryota, Metazoa, Arthropoda, Insecta, Diptera, Syrphidae. The coding region runs from base 105 to 1037 and encodes 310 amino acids. The record is from RefSeq and is a predicted model, not a curated record.